GUAACAAGUCCGAAGUUUUCGCCGGCAGGCGCGACUGAGGAUCACUCGUUAAGUAAAUGCAACAGAUCCAGAAGUGUGCACGGUUUGCAUUAUGACUCGUGCUUUGAGCUUUGGCAACCGCUGUCAACAGUCGGCACCUGUAAGGCAGUCGCUCGAGCUGCCGCACCACAUUUACGGAGCUCGAGAGCUUUGGUUUGAGGCUUUGUCGAGGUUGAUCGACGGCUAUUGUAGAACAGACCAUCGAGACACCGUCACUCCAUAUUCUCGAUCGACAUACAACCCAAUAGAAGGAACUCUGGAUUAGCACCUACCCAGAAUGCCUGUACCAGUCAACCGCGGUCCUGUCGGGCCGUCUAAUAUGGACAAGCUCAAGAUGGGCGCCAUGAUGGGAGGCACUGUGGGCGUCAUCAUCGGCUUUAUUUUUGGAACGGUCAACAUUUUUCGAUACGGCGCCGGAGCAAAUGGUAUUAUGAGAACUUUGGGCCAGUACAUGGCUGGAUCCGGCGCAACAUUCGGUUUCUUUAUGGGAAUUGGCAGCGUAAUCCGAUCCGACGUAUCGCCAAUAGCCAACGAGGCAUUCCUACGCGCGCAAAGACAGCCAUAUAUCACGGCCGCCCAGCGAGCGUAUCUACCGCUAAACUAAUGAAUCCCGAACACGCGUCGAGAGAUACCACCGGAGUGAAGCAAAGAUACGCCACCAGGGCUAGGGACCAACCCGACAUGUUUUGUACGAUAAGCGUUCGGUUGAAUGUA
Molecule: messenger RNA, 753 nt
Organism: Pseudomassariella vexata
Lineage: Eukaryota; Fungi; Ascomycota; Sordariomycetes; Amphisphaeriales; Pseudomassariaceae
Product: mitochondrial genome maintenance protein
Exons: 5
Coding region: 317-643 (108 amino acids)
Biological process (GO): protein import into mitochondrial matrix; protein insertion into mitochondrial inner membrane
Cellular component (GO): TIM23 mitochondrial import inner membrane translocase complex
Source: RefSeq, a predicted model, not a curated record